GAUGCUUUGAAUAAAAUAUUACAAUUAUUUGCAUUUUACAUUAAAUCGUAAUGAAACCAUGCCACUACUGACCUAUUGCCCCGUAGGUAUAAAUUCCAACAAAAAGAUAAACGAUUUCUAAUUUUCUCGUUAGUGUCGAGACGUGUGCACGGUGUCUUCUGCCUAAUGCCUAUUAUGCUACGGAUCUACGACCAGUGUUGUUGUUCGUCCGAGUGUGCAGUCAACACCAGUCGAUAAGUUCUUAAACGGAUUUCAAUUUUUUUUGUUUGAGGUUAUAUAUUAUUAUGAAGUUGAUUUUCAAGUCGCUGGGUACAGUACCCUUACGGCGAUUUCUAUCAACCGUACCCAAACCAUUAAACCCUGUACAAGAAGCUGCCCUCGAAGAACGCUGUAUUCUUGUUGAUCAACAUGACCAAGAAUGCGGCUUCGCCAGUAAACGAGACUGUCACAGACUAGUAGACGGAAAACUUCCAUUACACCGUGCGUUUAGUGUAUUUUUGUUCAAUACCAAGGAUGAACUAUUAUUACAACAGCGGUCAUCAACCAAGAUCACUUUCCCAGAUCAUUAUACAAAUUCUUGUUGCAGUCAUCCGUUGUAUGAGAUUGAACACGAGCGUAAAGACUUAGAAGGCGCUAAAGCCGCUGCAUGUCGCAGACUUGUGUUUGAAUUAGGAAUUCCUUCAAGCCAGUGUCAACCUGAAGACUUGCAAUAUAUAACCAGAAUAAGGUACAUGUCCGAAGGAGAUGGGACUUGGGGCGAACACGAAAUUGAUUAUAUAUUUAUUUUGCACAAAGACGUUGCUUUGGACCCCAAUCCAGAUGAAGUGAGUACUGCCCUGUAUAUCCCCAAAUCAAAAAUGAAUAAUUUCUUAAAGAACUUAAGACAUCCAAUUACACCGUGGUUUAAUCUAAUUGCACAAAACGAAUUGACAAACUGGUGGGACAAUUUGAGAUCUCUGGAGAAAGUCAUGAACCAUAAAAAAAUUAUUAGCUAUUAAACAUUUUUCUACUGUGGGAAAUAUUAAUUAAGAUUGGGACUAUAUUAUAAACAUUUGUACUGUUUAAAGUAUGGAAAUUAGAUCAACAUUGUUAUUAUUUUAAUUAUAUUAUGUUAUGACACUAUUGUUCACAUAUUAUAUACAUACAUUUUGGUUUUAUAUUUUUCAACUCAUGAAAUUUUUCUAAUAUUAAUACAUAUAAAAGAAUCAAAUGUUCAACAUCGAAUUUUUAACGCUUAAGAUAUUUUAUUGAAACAUUUGUUUGAAAAAAAAUACGGGUUAAUGUUCAAAAUUUUGUAUUACAACAGAUUUUUUAUAUAUAUUUGUGUGUUGUUAAUGAUUAUAAAAUUAGUAGAAAUGAAUAAAUUUUAAAUAUUGUUACGAAAAAAUACGUUUUGUUUUCUUUGAAGAAUAUACUUUAUUCUCUAAUCGAUUUAGUAGCAUUUUAUACCUACUUAUAACAUACGAUGUUCUGAUUAAAAAAAUUAUGUUUUAAGCUUCUUAAACUUAACAUUGCAUAUUUCGGAAUAAACAAUUACGUCAUCUUUGAUGAAAAAUUAGUUUAUAAUAAAUAUAAAUAAUAUUUUGGUUUAUCAUUGUAAGAUAUAUUUUAAAUAUAUCAACCCUUUUUCUUGUUGUAAUAAACAUUCAUAACUCGUAUAUUAUUUUUUUUUUUAUUAUAGAAUGAUGUUAGUUAAAAUGUUUUUUAAGUGUUUGAAUACAAAUAAAUAGUUAUAUUAAGUGUGGAAAGCAAAGAUAAAAUAAAAUAAAAUUAUAUAUAUAGUUAACGUAACAAAAAAAAUAGUAAUUGAAAAAAAAAAGAUAAAAUUAAUUUUUACACAGAUUCUAGAAGUGGUGAAAACAAACAAUAACAUUUACCAGAACCUAAUUGACGUAAUUAAAUAAAAAUUAAAUUAUAAUUGUAUAAUAUGUUUACACAUUAUAUUAAUAUUCAUACUCGGUAUGUUUCUAAAUUAAAAGUUUUGUUUUAACUACGUAUCAA
Molecule: messenger RNA, 2001 nt
Organism: Acyrthosiphon pisum (pea aphid)
Lineage: Eukaryota; Metazoa; Arthropoda; Insecta; Hemiptera; Aphididae
Product: isopentenyl diphosphate isomerase
Exons: 3
Coding region: 285-998 (237 amino acids)
Biological process (GO): isoprenoid biosynthetic process; isopentenyl diphosphate biosynthetic process
Cellular component (GO): cytoplasm
Molecular function (GO): isopentenyl-diphosphate delta-isomerase activity
Source: RefSeq, marked validated